UUGUGCAUGCAAUUGUAAAGAUCAUGUGGGUCACCAAAGAAAAAUAUGUGUAAAUUGAAAGCGUCAAAGUCUAUGCUGUGUUUACAAUGAAAAGGAAAUGGAGAUUUACUUCAUACUGGUUGCCAGUUUUCUUAGCUCUGCACUAUGUGAGCACAUUACAUCCAAAUGCCAUGGAAACAACUACAUGAAUUCUAUAUGUCCCAACUCCUCAGAGGUUAUUGUCAUCAAACAACUACAGUAUGGAGCAAAAUUAAAUGGCGAAAACUGUCCUCAGAAUGAGCAGCAUAACAAUAAUACGUGUUGUUCACAUGAGUAUACUGACUGUUUAAAAGAUGUGACUGAUUAUGCCAAUAAAUAUUUAUAUUUUUCUCGCUUGUCUGGACAAAAUGGUAUUUCACAAAAUACAGCCACACCCUGGAUCCGAAUGGAAUGUGGAAAUCGCACUUACCCCUACUCUGACUAUGUUCAGGUGGUGUUUGAUUGUACUAAAGUUUCAGAAAUCAAGAACUUAUGUGACUAUCAGAAAAUGACCUCAACAAAUGGAGGAUUGUAUCUCCACAGGGAACAACAUUUAAACAUUAAAAAUACCUGUGAAUGCAUGAUCAUAUCAUCAGAGAGUUCUACAAUCAACGUAUUUGCCGUUGACUUGAGAUUGCAGCCACAGUACCCUGUUAAUGAAAACCUCACUGGGGACUGUACAAAUGCAACAAAUAUACUGAAAAUUAGUGAUAACAUCAAUAUGACAAGCAUUGAAUGUGAAAAUGACACCAUUUAUGGAGAACUUGAAAAAUUAUAUUCUUCAUCCGAAAAUUCUAUCAAUAUAUCAUACUCAGAAAACGGGAAAGAGCCUCAAAGCGUUUGA
Molecule: messenger RNA, 862 nt
Organism: Saccostrea cuccullata (small rock oyster)
Lineage: Eukaryota; Metazoa; Mollusca; Bivalvia; Ostreida; Ostreidae
Exons: 3
Coding region: 98-862 (254 amino acids)
Source: RefSeq, a predicted model, not a curated record